Molecule: messenger RNA, 249 nt
Organism: Funneliformis mosseae
Lineage: Eukaryota; Fungi; Glomeromycota; Glomeromycetes; Glomerales; Glomeraceae
Source: the annotation of a GenBank genome assembly
AUGACUCAGAAACAAAAAGAAGAAACCUUUUCUGAAAGGAUAUUAAGUAGUGAUGAAUUCAAUCCUAACCAACUUGAGGAUAAUGAAGAUAAAUGGGUAAUUAACCUUGACGAAAUUAAUCCUGAUAAAUCAGCUAGUAAUAUUUCAGAGACUAGUCAGGUUUCAGAUUCAGAGACAAAUAUUUCAUUAGGAAAUAAUAGUGUGUGGUUGUAUUUUAAUAAGAAUCCAGCUGAUGCAUUUGGUUAUAAU